GAAGAUACAAAGAAAUAGUCGUUGGCUGCAAGAAGUGCUAAGGGAGGCGAAUCAGUCACGAAAAAAAGUGAAUGAAAACAAACAACAGACUGAAUUAAGAACAGUUACGUCACGAGGAAGAUGAGAGGGGGAGGAAGCUAGCAGGAGGAGAAGGUGGCAGAGGAGGAGGAGAAGGUGGCAGAGAAGGAGGAGGAAGAGGAGGAGGAGGAGGAGGUGAGUUGCUGGGAGGCCCUUCGAUAGAGUCCUCGCUGCAAGAUCAACAACGCCGUGUCUCUAGUCAAGUAGGAGUUUUCCUCACCUUCCUCCCGCCUUCCCUCUCACUCCCGCUCCUCCCGCGCCACAUCUGGUUGCCGGGAGGAGGCGGGGGAAGGGACAGGCCGCUAAGGUCCUCAGUGCUCUUGUUAGCAGCGACACCCUCGAUUUAUGAGUAUGGCGGUGAAAAUAGAGACCAAUUAUGGCCAUUAUGAAGGUGACAGUGGUGUGUGCGUAGCUCAGCCGCCAUCAUCUGCCCCACUGUAAUCUCGAGGCGGCCACCGGGAAACACUAUCUGGCGGUGGGCGGGGCCUGGCAGGUCGCCGCCCCUGGUUGGUCGACCCUCCGCCCCGGACCCGCCCAUUAUCAAAGGUCGAUUAACGAUUGGCGGGUGUCACGUGGUGGGUGCCUGGAGGCGGGGCUGCGCUGCGCAGUGACGUCAUCAGUGAUUGGUGGGUGGGCCGGGUAAUUUGUAGUGUGAUCGCCGGCGUUGAGGAUGUGUUAGUGGCGGUGAUAACAACUCCCCGGGGACGAUGGCGCCGCGUGCUGCCCUCCGCUAGUGGCACCGCUGGCCCUCACUCACGCCGCCACCAUCAUGUAUUCCGCCCGCAGGUGCUACUAAUUGCCAGGUGCGACUCGGCUCCGACACACCUGGGAAGUGUGCGUUCCCACUGGACGAGCGGCGUGUGCCGACGGCGGCAGGUCCCCAGCAGGUGGCGGCGGCCCAUGGCUGCUGCUCGGCCCCGGGGCUGAGCUGCGCCCGGCGGCGGCCUCUAGCGGCACCUAACGAGACGGUAAUUACCGCAGUGAGUGUAAUUAGCGGGCGAACCGCAACGGCCCCAUGUGUGAGCCGAUGGCGAGCAUGGAGCCCUCGCAGCCCGACGACGACGAGAUCUCCGUCGGGAGUAACUCUCCGAUGGUGACGCCGCGCCGCGACACCGACGACUCCUUGAUCGACGUGGACGACAGCGGCGACGGUGGCGCGGGGGACAAAGGGGCGGCGGGGCCCAAGGUGGAGCCGCCGGAUCCCGCGAUGAGCCCCGGACCUCCCCGCACGCCGCCCGCCGCCCACCAGGCCAACAACGCCCCGCUGCACCGUGCCCUUAAAUUCUCCAUCGACAACAUCCUCAAGCCGGACUUCGGGCGGCGGCUGGGCGACAACGUGGAGAGCAGCGAGCAGCCGGUGGACUUGUCGCGUGUCACUGCCAGGGACCCCAAGGACCCGGCCGGCAGGAACCAGGGGGGUGCCGCGCCCAACCCCGGCGGCAUGAUGGUGAAGGAGCGGGAAAGUAGCGUCGGCGGCUCCCUCUGGCCCGCCUGGGUCUACUGCACCCGCUACUCCGACAGACCGUCAGCAGGCCCCAGGACGCGGAGGAUCAAGAAGCGGGACAAGAAGGACGAGAAGCGGCCCCGGACAGCCUUCACCUCGGAGCAGUUGGCGAGACUCAAGAAGGAGUUCCAGGAAAACAGCUGUGUGUCAACAUUAGGUCAAGAAGCCACAAGCAACAACAGGUACCUGACGGAGAAGAGGCGGCAGGACCUCGCGCGGGAGCUGGGCCUCAACGAGUCACAGAUCAAGAUUUGGUUCCAAAACAAAAGGGCCAAGAUAAAAAAGGCCAAGGGCCAGACAAACCCACUGGCGCUACAGCUGAUGGCUCAGGGGCUCUACAACCACUCCACCAUCCCAAUACGAGAGGAGGACGAGGAGAAGCUGCUGCCACCCGCAUGACCUUCCCCUAGUGACCCUGCGGCAGCCGCCCUCACCCUCCUACCAGCGCCUCCAGGCCCUCGUCACACCCUCUUCUACGGCGCCCUGGCUUCCUCCUCUACAGCGACUGCUACCACCGUUCCUGCUACUACUCCCGUUCCUCCUGUCGCUGCUACUACUACUGGUACUGGCCUUUCUGCCUCAACCGCCGCUGAUCCGACGCUGUUGUUACCUUCAUAAAGAGUUCCAGACUAAGACCUACAGAUAUUUUUGCUCCAAACAUUUACACUGUCCAACCAAACAACAGUACCACGCAAACACCACUACAGACACUACUGAUAUUACCAUGAAUACCAACAUAAGCACCAAGGAGACCAACAAUUCCACUACCAACACAAACACCAUACCAGUGUCACCAUAGCCACCAACGCAAAAGAGCAACACUACUAACACCGAGCCACAUUGUAAACACCAAUCCAACACUAAGGGGCAGUUUUACAGUCCAAUACAGCAAGUUUGUAAGCUCCCCAACCAAGCACAAAAUACGACGAAAAUUCCUUGUAGCUCGUGUUUGGCGUUGAUAUAAAAAGGUGGAGGGAAUUUUAGGACUCUACGAAGGAAAUCUCUUUAUUAGUAUCUAGUAAUGAGGGGAAACAGCGGAUCAUUGUGGUGGAUAUGGUUUGGUUUGGGAACUUACAAUGACUCUGUUGGACUGUCGAACUGGCCCUAACACUGCAACGCCCGCGGCCAUACAGCAUCCCAGCGGUAAAGCCAACACCGAAGCUGCAUUCACUCUCUCCUCUCACCACCUCCUCCUCGCCACCAUCACCACACUUGCCUCACCACCUUCCUCUCCUCGCACACCUGCAGUCACCUGUCACCACACGUGUCACUUUCGCCGAGACAUUAUUCUGGUGCCCGAUUCGUGUCAUUUACAUUUUAACACGUAAAUAAAAUGUAAAGAAUAUAUUGCACAGAAAAAAAGCAAGUGAAUAAGGAAAAAAAAGUAGACAGUUGCCUUUUUUCAUACACUGAUCUGUUCGAGUAAUCAAAACAUUCUACUUUAGUAUUUCGUAGCAUUUAAACUUGUCAUACAUUCUACACAGACAUGAAUGGCCUAGAAAAAAUACAGAUCUGAUAACAAACAUUAAACUAAUUUUAACGUGAGAGAAAAAAAAAGUAGUAAUACAUUCCAAACAAACAAGAACAACUUAAAAUAACAGAUUCCUAACGAUUAUCAAAACACUACGCAUCAUUAAACUCCAAAACUCAUUCAGUCAUGUCUGUGUAAGCAAGUCAAGUGUGUGAGCCAACAAACACACAGAGGGGGACGAGCACCCAGCCCCAGCCCAAGCCCAGGCGUGCACAACAUUAGGCCAAUUUCUGUAAUCUCAAACACUUCCUCGCGUCACGGGCAGGCGAACACGCACCCUUUGCCUCCACUUGAACACGUCAGGAGCGAAGCGACUCAUCCACGGCCCAACAAAGGGUAAUAGUGAGCCGGGGUGCGCGGGCGACCACCAGAAACAACGGGACUCUUGUGAUGGCCAAAACAAACAUACAUGACAGACAAACAGACGAGCAGACAGGCCCACCCUUGUUAUCAGUGAUGGAAGAGCGAGUGUAAGAAGAGGAGGUGGAAGAGGAGGAGGAGGAGGAGGUAAUGGUGUGCAGAGGAGGUGGUGGUGGUGGUGGUGAUGGUGCAGAGGAGGAGGAGGAGGAGGAAGAGGAAAAGAAUGGAAGGAUGCAGUCAUUAGAAGGAUACAAGGCGCUUCUUUUUUUAUUUUGAAGCCUCAUAACACACUCACCGACAUCCUGAAUCACACACACACACACACACACACACACACACACACACACACACACACACACACACACACACACACACACCUCAAAGCAGCAAGUGGACGAAAUAUGUGAUCGGUAAGUGUCAAAUAUUAGGAAGAACCGGUGACGUGAGGGCACUGGAGAACCCGGAAGGAACCCAACCCAACCCAGUGAAGGGGGCGGAACAGUGCUUCGUCUCUCCCCGUAAAUAAGAGUCUUCACAUGAACCUCUUUCCUUUCCAUUACAUCUUACGAAUAACGAAAAAAAGUACCGUUAAGGGAUGUUUAUAGUGUAGUGUAAUAACUGUUUUCCUGAAGCCAAGAGGACUUCCACGGUGCGCAGUGAGGAGACGGUGAAAAGGAAACAGUAAGAGAGAGAGAGAUAAAGAGGAUAAUGAAGAUGUUAAGGAAAUACUGAGUGUGGAAGUUUUAAGAUACAAGUUAAUGACCUCUUAUCGUCUCUCUCAAGACUCGUAGCCGUUAAAAAAAAAAAACAUUGAAGAGCAACGUUCCUGCUACUGUGUUUUUCUUCACUGAGACGUCGCUGUCUUUCUCCUCCUAACGAUGCGACGUUUUGCGUUACUGACCUCCAGACCGAAGCGACUCAAUACGUUUUUCCUACGCAGCAAAACGUUCAUUGUGUAACGGCUGAACGUUCUUUUAUAUAACGUAAGCAAGAAAAUAAAGAGAGAGAAGAAAGAAGAAAAAAACUAAAUGUAUAUCACAAGUGUUUGCAGCCAUGACUCGGAAGACGAUUUUUUUUUUUUUUUACUUCCUCCAUCUCUUUAACAAAAUAAUAAUAAUGAAUAAAAAAAUAACUUCGUGUGACAAUGUUCCGGGAGGAGGAGAAGGCGGAGGCGUGUGUACAGUGUCAGGUUAUUUAGACUAAUUUAUGGUGUAUUUAUGUCUGAGGAUUAUCCCUCAUACCCCCUCCCCCCAUCCUCUCUUCCCCUCCCCUUCCGCAUCCCCACAAUGGGCCCUCCACCAUCCCCUCCCUUCCAACCCCUUCCCUUCCUGAAACUGAAACGGGUUCCCUCUGAUUACAUACUUUCAAGCCUCCCAACAAGCCUCAAUUCCACCUCACCACAAAUCUAACCUCCCCAAAAAAUCCUCGCAGCUCCCCGUUAGACUCCCCUCAGCUCCCACACCUAACCCCCCCCCUCCCCCAAAGUCUCCCCAUUUAAAAAAAAAAAAACGGGAACAAUCACUGACCCCCCUUUUCUCCCCUCCCCUCCCUGCAGGUGCCCCUCCCCUCACACAGUUUCCCCUCCCUCAUCACCCCUUCCAUAAGUCACCCCUACCACAAAAACGGGUCCCAUAUUCCCCUACAAGAUCCCUUUCUCCCCAAAAAACACGUUUCCUAAUUUCCCCCCCCUCCUCAUUCCUCUCCUUCCCCCCUCCUCUUAUCCUUCCUUUCCCCUCUCCUCUCCCCCCUCCUUAUAUCUCAGGUGUCCCCCCCCCCAUCAUUAACAUCUUCACCCCCCCCUCCUCGCCCCGCCACCCCCACCGGCCCACCAAACUAAAACACUGUAAAU
Molecule: messenger RNA, 5322 nt
Organism: Eriocheir sinensis (Chinese mitten crab)
Lineage: Eukaryota; Metazoa; Arthropoda; Malacostraca; Decapoda; Varunidae
Product: homeobox protein engrailed-1-B-like
Exons: 5
Coding region: 1094-1981 (295 amino acids)
Biological process (GO): regulation of transcription by RNA polymerase II; multicellular organism development; neuron differentiation
Cellular component (GO): nucleus
Molecular function (GO): RNA polymerase II cis-regulatory region sequence-specific DNA binding; DNA-binding transcription factor activity, RNA polymerase II-specific
Source: RefSeq, a predicted model, not a curated record